This is a messenger RNA of Bombina bombina (fire-bellied toad), 1386 nucleotides long. Its product is annotated as collagen alpha-3(VI) chain-like. The coding region runs from base 1 to 1371 and encodes 456 amino acids. The transcript has 4 exons. The record is from RefSeq and is a predicted model, not a curated record. NCBI's taxonomy places the organism in Eukaryota, Metazoa, Chordata, Amphibia, Anura, Bombinatoridae.
AUGGGUGCCAAGGAGUGUCCAGUGUUUCCCACUGAUCUGGCUUUCGUAGUAGAUACCUCAUCUGAUGUAAACCGUAAUGCCUUUAACAACAUGAAGGAAGCUGUUUUAAGGGUGGUGAAUGAACUGGCCAUUACUGAAAGCAACUGCCCCAGAGGAGCUCGAGUGGCCCUGCUUACAUAUAACAGUGAUGUUACAACAGAGAUCCGCUUCUCAGAUGCUCUGCGCAAGCCAGCUCUGCUCCAAGAAAUAAGAAAUUUGCAGCCCAAACAAACAAGCAAACAGCGUAGCUUGGAGAGCGCUAUGGCUUUUGUGGCACGGAACACAUUUAAGAGAGCAAGAGGAGGGUUUCUCCUUAGAAAAGUGGCAGUGUUUUUCAGUAAUGGACAAACCAAAGCCUCCCAGCAACUCAAUGAGGCAGUGCUUAAGCUGUAUGAUGCAGGAGUGUCAUCUGUCUUCCUCACUAAUAGGGAAGACAGGGUAUUGUCUAAUGCUCUGCAGGGGUCCUAUCAUAUAUAUGCUGUAUUUAUCCAUUCCAGGUUAACAACACAGCUGUGGGUCAGGCUAUUGUUUCUCAGUACAGGUGCUGCUCAGUUUAAUGAAACCAUUCGCAAAGUUUUGUCCUGCCAUGUAUGUCUAGAUAUAUGUGAACCAGACCGUACAUGUGGGAGCAGCAUUGGUACACCAAGAGGAGAUUUCCGUCUGCGCCGUUCAACUACCACUGAUGAAGACAUUGACCUUGUUUUCCUCCUUGACAGCUCAGACUCCACCACUGCUGCCCAGUUUGCAGAGAUUAAAAACUUUUUGUACUAUGUCGUCAGGGAACUGGAACUUAGCCCAGAACCUAAGACCUCUUCCCAUCAUGCCCGUAUUGCUGUGGUCCAGCAUGCCCCUUAUGAGUACCAAAAUAAUGCCAGCACCUCCCCUGUACAAGUAGAUGUUGGGUUGACAGAAUACGGUUCCCCUCUUCAAUUGCAUGACUUCAUUCUAAAUAAGAUGACUCAACUGUAUGGUGCAAGGUCACUUAGCAGUGCUAUCCAGUAUACUGUAGAUCAUGUAUUUGGAACAGCACCAUAUCCUAGGGAAAUGAAAGUAAUUUUCCUAAUCCUGACUGGAGAAGUGAAGGCCUCAGAACUCAAACAGCUUUAUAGAACAGUAACUGAGGCUAAGUGCAAGGGUAUAUUCUUUGUGGUUCUUACUGUUGGAAAGAAAGUAAAUGUGGGCCAAUUGAUUACCUUGGCCAGUGAACCUCAAGAUGUCUUCUUUAAGAAGGCAAGCAACCCAUCCGAGCUGCUUGAGAAGAACCUACUGCGAUUUGCAUUACAGCUACCAGGAUUCAUCAGCAGUAAGUAUGAUUCUGGGGAUAGAAAGUAGAAAUGUACUAACUCC